CGGGGCUGAGGCGUCGCCGCACCCGGCAGCGUGAGCGCAGAAGCGGCCUCAACCCGGACCUCCGAGACCCGCGGGCCGUGCCCGCCGCGGGCCCCACCCAUCUGGGCCCAGGAGGCCGUGGCCAUGGCCGAGACGGAGGAGCGGAGCCUGGACAACUUCUUCGCCAAGAGGGACAAGAAGAAGAAGAAGGAGCGGAGCAGCCGCGCCGCCAACGCCGCGGGCGGAGCGGCGGGGGCCAGGCCGGGCGACGGCACUGGCACGGGGACUAGGCCGGGCGACGGCGGGGCCGCGGGCACCAGGCCGGGCGACGGCGGGGCCGCGGGCACGGGGACCGUGGGCCCCGGGGCCGCCACGAAGGCCGUGACGAAGGAUGAAGAUGAGUGGAAAGAAUUUGAGCAAAAAGAGGUUGAUUACAGUGGACUCAGAGUGCAGGCCAUGCAAAUAAGUGAAAAGGAAGAAGAUGAUAAUGAAAAAAGAGAAGAUCCAGGAGAUAACUGGGAAGAAGGUGGAGGUGGUGGAGGUAUAGAAAAAUCUUCAGGUCCUUGGAACAAAACAGCUCCGGUACAAGCGCCUCCUGCUCCAGUAAUUGAAACCCCAGAACCGGCAAUGACUAGUGGUGUGUAUCGGCCUCCUGGGGCCAGGCUAACCACAACACGGAAAAUGCCACAAGGACCACCAGAAAUAUACAGUGAUACACAGUUUCCAUCCUUGCAGUCCACUGCCAAGCAUGUAGAAAGCCGAAAAGAUAAAGAAAUGGAGAAGAGCUUUGAAGUAGUAAGACACAAAAAUAGAGGUAGGGAUGAGGUGUCAAAAAACCAGGUCCUUAAACUUCAGCUAGACAACCAGUAUGCUGUGCUUGAAAACCAGAAAUGCAGCCACACACAGUACAAUUAAGGAGUGGUCUUUGCCAGCCCCUGUAAGGUAACUAGACCACAGCUAACCACCAUGAACAGCCAUUCAUCAUCUGAUCUCUGUUGGAUCUACAGCAACCGAUGCAGACCAUGCAAGUGACCUGCCUAUUGCACUAUGGAAGUUCAAAGUGUCACAACUGCUCUUUAUGUAUAUUGGAUUUAGGGGAAUCUUCAUUGUUACGUGUGUGAACUAGAUGCAACACUUUUUUCAUAAUCACUCUGCAAAUACAAAAACAAAACCUGCAGUCAGUGGUCAUUUGGAAAAUCUUUUUAUGUUCAGAUACUGAGCCUUUGUAAGGGUUGACUACCUCAGAUUUGCUGCACUCUUUGGGGACUUCAUGUGGAUCACAACUUCUGGAUAAGAGCGUUACAGCUAUUAAAAGUGUCGAUGUGAACCUUGAAA
Messenger RNA from Heterocephalus glaber (naked mole-rat), 1314 nucleotides. It is a transcript of the gene Cdv3, whose product is annotated as CDV3 homolog. Gene Ontology annotation, cellular component: cytoplasm. The record is from RefSeq and is a predicted model, not a curated record. NCBI's taxonomy places the organism in Eukaryota, Metazoa, Chordata, Mammalia, Rodentia, Bathyergidae.